AUCUUUGAAUUGAAGUUGGGCAGAAACUGCUUCUCCGAUAGAAAUCCCGCUUCAGGCGAUGUCGGUGGCGACGCUGGCGAGCUAAAGAAAUGCGUUGAAACACCGCAUCGGGUUAACGGACGUCUCGCGCCAAACUGCGCACGGGCAAGCCUUCAAAUCAAAGGCACUCCUUAUUAACUAUAAAGUAAUUUGUGACGAAAAUGAACACGUGUCAGUUUCGCACUUUCACGAUGUUGGAAUAAUAACGUGUUGAACUACUUAAAACAUUAUUAGAAUCCAGGUUGUGCCGUUAGAUUUUGAGAAAAGUAAAAACGAAGGAAUACUUUUUGACGUGUCAUUGAAGUCUCAAAUCCGGCCUGGUCUGUUUGGUAAGCGUUUCCGGAAAUCUCGCGAUGUUGCGCCUCGGUUUAGAAACUCUGUCAUAGAGAGUGACUUAAGCUAGUUGGCCGACUAGCAUGUUAGUAAAGAAAGUACUUCGCUGCAAAUGUUUAAAAAAGAUAUUGGCCUAUAUAGUCCUGUGGCAUUUAACGAAGACUAAGGGUCUAUUUUUAAGUGUCGGACAGGAAACGGACGGCUGGUAACGUUACAAUACAGGUACAUUAGCAAUCGCGCUAACGCUGUCUAGCCAGCCAACUGUAACUAACUAGGUACUUGCAAGCUAGCUAACGUCAACAAUAAUAACAUGUUGUCGGAGAAAGGUUAAACUGUAGAUAUGUAACUAGUUAUGAUGCAUAUUAUUUCUUACAUUUUUGCCAUGAUGUAAAUGUUUAGGCCUUGACCAUGUAGGCACAGCUAGCCCGUAGACGUUAGUUAAAUUGAAAACGUGUUUGCAGCACUGUUGGGGCUGUUCGCGAGCCAGCUAGGCCCAAAACGUACCAGACGAGAUGAUUGAUUGUAUGAUCUAGUCAGUAGCCUAGCCUACAUAUUUGCGUCGCUUGGUCACUUAGUUUAAACAGAUGGAUGGUUAUUUUAUGCACAGCAACUAGGUGUCCUGCUGCAAUGUCAAGGCGGAGCAGAAACAGCCGGGCAUGGCGUUACGUGUGGAGUGGACUACGGCGAGAUGCUGAUUCCCGGGCGCUGGUACUGUCCUCAGAAAGUGAAGAGUGGGGCUACGAACGCUUACAGUACAGUGACUCAGACUCUGAGCCAGACUACCGUCCCGUGGUGCCACCGGUCCCCAGUGCCGUGCCCGUUACCGGAGAGUCGUACUGCACCUGCGACUCCCAGGCCGAGCCCAGCUACAACCCACAUCUCCGGGGCUUCCACCGCAUCAAAGACUGCCACUGUGGAGAGGAAGACCAGGACUUCGACUGGGUGUGGGACGAUAGUAACCGCUCCACGGCCACGUUGAUGACCUGCGACAACCGCAAAGUCAACUUCCACACGGAGUACAGCUGCGGCACAGCAGCCAUAAGAGGCUCCAAGGAGCUGGCAGAUGGACAGCACUUCUGGGAGAUCAAGAUGACAUCACCAGUGUACGGGACAGAUAUGAUGGUAGGCAUCGGAACCUGUGACGUGAAUCUGGAUAAGUACAGACAUACCUUCUGCAGCCUGUUGGGGAAAGAUGACGACAGCUGGGGUCUCUCCUACACUGGUCUGUUACAUCAUAAAGGAGACAAGGUGAACUUCUCCUCACGUUUCGGCCAGGGCUCAAUCAUUGGAGUGCACCUGGACACAUGGCAUGGAACACUCACCUUCUUUAAGAACCGCAAGUGCAUAGGGGUGGCGGCUACAGAGCUACAGAACAAGCAUUUCUACCCCAUGGCGUGUUCCACAGCAGCCAAGAGCAGCAUGAAGGUGAUCCGCUCCUGCUUCACGCCCACUUCCCUGCAGUACCUGUGCUGUGCUCGCCUCCGCAAGCUCCUCCCUGAGUGCCCAGACACCCUGAGCGUACUGCCGCUGCCCCCUGGCCUGCGCCACCUGCUGCACAAUAAGCUGGGCUGGGUCCUCCGCCUCAACAACGGCCUCCUGGGGGCUCCAGGGAGGGGGGGCUUGGGGUCUCACUUGCCCCCUACGCCCCCCUUGGCUGGGGCCUUAUCCUCUGAAAGCGAUGACUCUGAGGGGUGUUCGUCGGACCCUGAGGCAUGUCAGAGGAAGAGAUGUCGUUGGACGUGACGGGAAUCCGAUGUGACCCCCAAUGUAAACACAUGGGGUGUUUCCUAAAUUACACCCUAUUCCCUAUAAAUAGUGCACCACUGGUCAAAGACCCAUAGAACUCUGGUCAAUAGGGUGCCAUUUGGAUGCAGCCAUGGACUGGAUCCCUGCCCCCUCCCUGAGACACACUCACGUUAUAACCCCUUACACACACACACACACAUAUGUUACCAUUAAUGGUGAUCCCAGGACCUAGGGACAGUGUUGUGGGAACAUUUAAUCAAGAUCAAACGAAUGUGGCACUAAGACCUAUGGCCAAACUUCAGUGUACAUUAACAGUAUAUGCAACAACAAUGAUGACAUGAAAUCAAUGAAAAGAGACCAAGUGCAGCAUUAUGUGGAUUGUCACCAUGCUUUCUCCUUGUACAUGAGAUGCUGGUUGGAUUGCUAUAAGAGUGGCCCGUAAUAAGGCCCUAUUUUAAGUUUCUGUUUUAGCUGACCGAAGAACGAAGUUGAGUCCAGAGAGUAGUCGCAAUUUGUUGCGCUUUCACAUCUCCAUGACAACAUUUUUUUGUUACCUUUUUCCUCCCUCUUUGUUGUGCCUUUGUCUGGUCCUGGCACGAAAAUCCAAACAAUCCAUGUUACAUGUUAUUAAUGCAAGGUGUAAAUAAGACAAGACUCGCACUCACAAUUUGACAUUUUCUAAAUAGGAGAAAAGGACUGCUUUGGAGGUAGUCCUGGUCAGAUUUAUUACAUGUAAAACAUGACCUUUAACAACUAUCCUAUCUGGAAGACCGUCCCUAGAUCAAUGUUGAUGGAGUCUAUCUUACCAAUGGUUAAAGUGAUGCAAUUUGGCGAGAGCUUGCGUUUGUAUGUCAUUAGCUGUUCUCUAAUGAAAUCAUAACUUCAUUAGGCUGGCAUUAACACUGGAAUUUAAUCAAACGUUUUGAAAAAUCUAUGGGAAAAUGUCUGUUCUUGAUCUGCAAGAAUACACAGAUCAAGUAAUCUGUUAUUUUGUUGUUAAUCAGCACAUUUGUUUCGGAGCAGGAACAAUCUUUAUUAUUUUGUUUAGAUCAGCUUGACAAUAUAUUCCCCUGAAUUAUUUUUGUCAUAUCAAAACCCCCCCUAAACAUCUAGUUAAAAAAUGAAUAUGCCAGACAUGGCAUCAACAUGUAUUUUUAAUUUAUUUAUAUUCAUUUUUUAACUAGAUGUUUAGGGGGGGGUUCUGAUUUAUUUUUCACUCAAUACUGCCGUCGUAUUAAAUAUGGGUUGGAGCAGUGAUGACUGUUACACAUACACACGCCAUCUAUGUUGAACUGUGAGUUGUCACGCACCAUUCUUAUACUGACCUCCCUGUUAUGCUCUCCUUCCGCUUGAUGGUUGACUCGUUUUGUCUGUUAGUUAUUUGAUUUUGUUGUCACAUGCAUUUGGUUGGAACCCCUGUGCGUCCAAUUGUUGGGUUGCAUUUUAUGCAUCAAAGCACUUGUGUAUAUACAGUGCAUUCACAAAGUAUUCAGACCCCUUGACUUCUCCCACAUUUUAUUUCCUAGAGUUGGCCGGACGAGUCUUGGUGGUUUCAAACUUCUUACAUUUAAGAAUGAUGGCGGCCACUGUGUUCUUUAAUGCUGCAGACAUUUUUUGGUACCCUUCCCCAGAUCUGUGCCUCGACACAAUCCUGUCUCGGAACUCUACGGAAAAUUCCUUCGACCUCAUGGCUUGGUUUUUGAUAUGCGUUGUCAACUGUGAGACCUUUAAAUAUACAGGUGUGUGACUUCCAAAUCAAUUGGAUUUACCCAUUUUCGGGGCUCCCGAGUGGCGUAGCGGUCUAAGGCACUGCAUCUCAGUGAUAGUGGCGUCACUACAGACGCCCUGGUUCGAAUCCAGGCUUUAUCACAAACGGCUGUGAUUGGGAGUCCCAUAGGACGACGCACAAUUUGCCAGCAUUGUCUGGGUUUGGCUGGUGUAGGCCAUCAUUGUAAAUAAGAAUUUGUUCUUAACUGACGUGCCUAGUUAAAUAAACAUUUUAAAAAAUACCACAGGUGGACUCCAAUCAAGUUGUAGAAACAUCUCAAAGAUGAUCAAUUGAAACAGGAUGCACCUGAGCUCCAUUUUUAAGUCUCAUAGCAAAGGGUCUGAAUACUUAUGUAAAUAAGGCAUUUGUUUUUUAUUUUAAAUACAUUUUCAAAAAUGUCAAACCUUUUUUCGCUUUGUCAUUAUGGGGUAUUGUGUUUUUUAAAUCCAUUUUAGAAUAAGGCUGUCAUGUUGCAAAAUGUGGAAAAAGUGAAGGGGUCUAAAUACUUUCUGAAUUCACUGUAUAAACGGGAUAUAUAAAUGGAUCUUCUAUGUAAUGUUCAUAUUGUAUGUAUAGGCCUUUGUUCUUCUUUCUCUCUAAUGUCUAAUAAUCUAUAUCUAAAGCAUGGCCUUUAACUGAAAACUAAGAUGAAUAGGUGAAAUAUGCACAGAAAUGUUUUUCUUAUUCUAAAAAAUAUUCAAGAGGCUCAUUGUGCUUUUUGCUUUUCUUUUUCCCCCUGGUUCAAGUAAAUGUUUAAUCUUUAAUAAUCUUUAACAUUUACAUUCAGUAUUCUCUUCUCUGUUAAGAUUUAUAUUGUUAUGGCAACCUUUGUUUGCACACCAAUGUUCCUCCAGGAAAUAACGAUUAAGUAAGUAAUGUUUGUGCAUGUCUGUUGGUCUAAAGAACCUACAAUGGCACAAAAUGCAUCAACAUCAAAUAAAAUACAAAUGAAAACCUUC
Molecule: messenger RNA, 4845 nt
Organism: Oncorhynchus masou masou (cherry salmon)
Lineage: Eukaryota; Metazoa; Chordata; Actinopteri; Salmoniformes; Salmonidae
Product: SPRY domain-containing SOCS box protein 3-like
Exons: 7
Coding region: 961-2115 (384 amino acids)
Biological process (GO): proteasome-mediated ubiquitin-dependent protein catabolic process
Cellular component (GO): SCF ubiquitin ligase complex
Molecular function (GO): protein binding
Source: RefSeq, a predicted model, not a curated record